AUGAAAACUCAUGCACAGAAAGACCAGCUUGUUGAUGAUAUGUUGGCCAUCCCUGUUGAGCCAAUUCAAAAUCAUAAGCCCGAGCUAGUGUUCGAGUUUGAGUUUGUUACGCCAGAGUCCCCAAGCACCCCUGCGGACCAUUUAUUCCUGAACGGCAGGCUAUUACCACACAAGUUUCCAUUUCCCCCAACAAAAACUUUGAGCUUCAAUACUACUCUUUCAAGAUCAAUGAGCCAGACGAGCAGCGUGAGCAGUAAGGAGUCCUUAAUGUCAUCGCGGAGUAAUAGUACCAGUAGCAGGAGUAGCAGCAGUACUAGUACUAGUACUCGUGUUAGAACAAUGAAAGGUGAAGCCAAAAGUCUGAGAAAAAAGCAAGAGGUGUCUGCGUAUAGGCCUAGUUUGAGUCCGCAACAUGGGAGCUGGCAUUAUGUUACUCAGACACCAGUUUUAAAGCGCAAGGUGUCGCGUAAAAGCAGAGCUGGCUCUGAUCUACAGCAAGGGUCGAAAAGGAAGAAACAAGACUACAGAGGGGAACGCAAUGGGUGGUUUUUGUGGAGAUUUUGGCGGUGGUUUUUGUCAACCUGCAGCGGAUGUCAUGCAAUAAAUCCCCGAUGA
Molecule: messenger RNA, 615 nt
Organism: Daucus carota subsp. sativus
Lineage: Eukaryota; Viridiplantae; Streptophyta; Magnoliopsida; Apiales; Apiaceae
Exons: 1
Coding region: 1-615 (204 amino acids)
Source: RefSeq, a predicted model, not a curated record